Messenger RNA from Drosophila obscura, 2697 nucleotides. RefSeq names its product RNA-binding protein 4F (gene Rnp4F). Gene Ontology annotation, biological process: mRNA splicing, via spliceosome. Lineage: Eukaryota; Metazoa; Arthropoda; Insecta; Diptera; Drosophilidae. Gene Ontology annotation, molecular function: RNA binding; protein binding. Gene Ontology annotation, cellular component: ASAP complex; cytoplasm; nucleoplasm. The record is from RefSeq and is a predicted model, not a curated record.
AAUACAACCAGACAACCAUCAAUACUUCUCUUUCCGACGCCGCAGAAAUUGUGAAGAACUAUUCGCGCGUAAAAACAGAAUUUCUGUUUUUUCAAGACUGCAUAUAAACCCAUCUUGAAAGAAAAGAAUUUAUCAAUAUGGAUAGUGACGCAGCUGAAGAGGCUCAAAAUGCCGGGGAUGUCAGCAACACCCUCAAUAUCGUUGCCCCUAUUGAAAUAAGCUCUGAUUCGGAUUCCGACUGUGAUUCGAUGACCUCGAGCGACUCCGACUCGAAAUCGCUGGUUAAGGAAAAACAGGAGCUGGAGUUGAAGGCAGAGUUUGACAAAUUUUCAAAAUAUAGCAACUUAACGUACCGCCAAGUGAUGCGGAUGAGCGAGAUUGCCUACACACUAAAUGAUUACGAUUCGAUUCUGCAGGCUGCUGUGCAGUUCAAAAAGAUUGCCAUCAUGCCACCUGAGCUAUGGCGCAAAUACCUGCGCGUUCGUCUCCUGGUUACCCAUUCUCCCGAGGAGCACGUUGCAUUCGAAGAGGAUUGCGCCGAAGCCUUGAAUUCCUAUUAUGAUGUUGAUUUGGCCAAUAUGAUCUGCAACUAUAUGUGUGCCCAGAAGAACAUCGACAACAUCUCGUUGUGGUCGUCGCUGCUGUCCAAGUACUCCUUGGAGAAUCCUGAUUUUAUAGAGAAAUUGCGUGAGCUCUUGGUCUCUGCGGCAAAUGCAGACAAAAAUACCGAAGCCAUUAAAGCGGUGAUGGAGACUCGCUGCAUCAACUGGAACUCGAAUGAUGCAAAGUGUACGGAGUUGGCUGAGCUUUUGGAUCAGUACAAGAAGAAGCUGAGCACCCUCAUACGUGAUGCUCGUGAGAAUGUCGAAUGGGAGUGCUUCUCCCCGGUGCACAUUCUGCAGCUGGAGGAAAUCAACAAUAUGGACUACCCCGACGAGAUUCGCGAUGCUCUUGGUUGCACAAUCUUUGAAAUAACCGUCUCGAAUUUUCCGCCAGUCGAAAGGGUUUGGCUCGACUACAUAAACUACGCCAACAAGAGUGUUAAGCGACCCACAGGCGGCUACCAGAUAAGCAGCCCCCUGGAACUGGCCAAGCGCGCUGCGAUGAGCACAUACAGCAGGCUGGUGAACCACAAGCUCAUCCAUUUGAUGGAGACCGAAGGCUGCAGCGUUCAGGAGGUGGAUAACGUGCUGGAGGGCAUCUUUCACAGGCUGGAAAUCAACACAAAGGCGACGGUGGAGCUGCAUUUGGACUACUUGGCGUACAGGGUACGCCACUGCGAUAUAUCGGACAUGGAUCAGUGCACACAGUUGCGCCAGAGAUUCGAUGGCGCGUGGAACAUACUCUCCGAUUUGUACGGCGAGAAGGCCGACACCAGCUACGAGGUGCUGCAGCUCUAUGCCCAAGUAGAGUAUUCCAAACUAUUGAACCCAGCACUGGGAUACAAAGUCUGGGAGUACAUCAUGUCUUUCGAGGACAGCCAGCGAAGCGGUUACCUUUGGAUGACGUGGGCCCAGAUGGAGUCCGAAUAUAAUGGCGGUGUUCGUUGUCGCGAGAUUUUGAAUCUGGCCCUCGGUCAGCCCGUCCUGAAGGAUGGCCACUUUGUUCUCGAACAAUAUCGUCGCUACGAGCGUUGCCAUGGCGACUACAAGUCCAUAACCACAUGCCAGAAGAUAGAACUGCCGCCAGAGCCCCACUGGCAUCAGCAUAGGCGUGAGCAGCCAAGAGAGAGAAAACCAAUGCGGACAUCGCAGCCACCAUCGCGAGCCCAAGCAGCAGCAGCACCACGUGCCAAUGCAGCAGCAGGUGCACCACGUGCCAAAGAAGCAGCUGCCCCACGUGCCAAAGAAGCCGCAGCACCACCACCACCAGGUCUCAAGUAUUCAACGGAACUGGAAAAAACCAAAGUGUUUGUCAAGAACAUUCUGCCAAAUGUCACAGCAGAAACGCUUAAAGAACUCUUUGCCACCUGUGGCACGUUGAAGGAUGUUCGGAUUGUGCACAAAAAGCUACCACUCCUCAGUCGGCAGUACAAGACACGCAAAAACAUUGCGUACAUUGAAUACGAACAGGCGGAAUCGGCCCAGAAGGCUGUUGAACAAUUGAAUGGCCAUAAUCUGAACGGAUCUGUGCUAUCUGUUGCCAUUUCUGAUCCCCCACCAAAGACGUCGAAUGUCUUGCCAGUCAAACGUCGUUUAGCGGCCACAUCGCUAAUACCGAGUGUUGUGCGCCGUGAGAUGCUGGCCAGCAAGCGUCGCAAGGUGCUGUCACUUGACACUGAGGCAGACGCGGCCCCCAAGACAGAGGACGUGGCUAUGAAUGAUGAGGAGAAAGCAGCAACGCAGCCAGAUUCCUCCAAUACACCAACGACAUCGUCGGAGAAGCCCAAGUCAAACGAAGAUUUUCGUAAAUUACUUGGCUAAAUAAAAUGAAACUAGAUUUAAAUUAGGUAUAUAAGAGAUUGUAUGAACUUUUAAUUUAAAUUUGUUUUCUAGAACAGGCGCGUCUGUGACGAUUCCUUUUUUUUUUGUUUUUUUUUUUAAAUUGUUAAAGAAGGGAAAGAAUCCCCUAACCCCCCACAGCCACCCAAAUAUACGCCAUGCGUACGGACGAGUUUAAAUGUUGUUCCCUCCCGCCCCACCAUUUCCGUGCAGCAGUAUAAACAAAAACAAAGUAAAUAAAUGUACAAAAUGUGUA